Molecule: messenger RNA, 1482 nt
Organism: Arabis nemorensis
Lineage: Eukaryota; Viridiplantae; Streptophyta; Magnoliopsida; Brassicales; Brassicaceae
Source: the annotation of a GenBank genome assembly
AUGAUGGUUACAUUAUUAAAGUACGUCCUCGUGAUAGUCAUGAGCUUGAUAUUGAGAGUCCUAUACGACUCCAUUUGUUGCUACUUCCUCACACCAAGACGCAUCAAGAAGUUGAUGGAACGUCAAGGAAUCACCGGCCCUAAUCCACGCCUCCUCACCGGAAACAUCAUCGACAUCUCCAAAAUGCUCUCUCAAUCCGUCUCCGACGACUGCUCCUCCAUCCACCACAACAUCGUUCCCCGCCUUCUCCCUCACUACGUCGCUUGGCCAUGUCGUUGCGGAAAUGACGAAAAUACCCUUUUGCAGCACAAUCCCGUCACCGGAAAAUCUUGGUUACAGCAGCAAGGGACUAAAGGUUUUAUCGGUCGUGGACUCCUCAUGGCAAACGGCGAGGCUUGGCACCACCAGCGACACCUGGCGGCUCCAGCGUUCACACGUGAUAGGCUCAAAGGAUACGCGAAGCAUAUGGUUGAGUGCACGAGGAUGAUGGUUGAUAGGCUGAGAAAGGAAACUGAGAAAGAGGUUGAGAUCGGAGAGGAGUUGCGGCGGCUCACGGCGGAUAUUAUAUCGAGGACAGAGUUCGGGAGUAGCUAUGCCAAAGGAAAGGAGCUUUUCAAUCUACUCACUGUUCUUCAACGACUCUGUGCUCAGGCCACUCGCCACCUCUGCUUUCCCGGUAGCCGGUUUCUACCGAGCAAAUACAAUAGAGAGAUAAAGUCUCUCAAAACGGAAGUAGAACGUCUUUUGAUGGAGAUUAUAGAGAGCCGAAGAGACAGCAUAGAGAAUGGUCGUAGUAGCUCCCACGGGGACGACCUCUUAGGGCUUCUCUUGAACCAGAUGGAUCGCAACAACAACAACAACCUUAAUGUUCAGAUGAUAAUGGAUGAGUGUAAGACUUUCUUCUUCACCGGCCAUGAGACAACCUCUCUUCUCCUCACGUGGACCCUCAUGCUCCUUGCCCAUAAUCCCACGUGGCAGGACAAGGUCCGCCAUGAGGUCCGGCGAGUUUGUGGCCAAGACGGUGUCCCCUCCGUUGAACAACUAUCAAGUCUUACCUCGUUAUUCAAAGUGAUAAACGAGUCAUUAAGACUUUACCCUCCUGCUACUCUUCUACCAAGAAUGGCAUUUGAAGACAUAAAACUAGGGGACAUAGUCAUCCCGAAAGGUUUAUCUAUAUGGAUCCCUGUUCUUGCGAUCCAUCAUAGCAAAGAAUUAUGGGGCGAAGAUGCGGACGAAUUCAACCCCGAACGCUUCACUGCUAGGAGUUUUGAGUCUAGCCGUCAUUUCAUGCCUUUUGCGGCCGGUCCUAGGAAUUGCAUUGGCCAGUCUUUUGCGAUGAUGGAAGCAAAGAUAAUAUUAGCAAUGCUUGUUUCCAAAUUCAGUUUCAAAAUAUCGGAGAAUUAUAGACAUGCUCCUAUAGUUGUGCUUACUAUAAAACCUAAGUAUGGAGUUCAAUUAAUUUUGAAGCCUCUGGAUCCAUGA